Messenger RNA from Prunus avium (sweet cherry), 771 nucleotides. RefSeq lists its product as uncharacterized. NCBI's taxonomy places the organism in Eukaryota, Viridiplantae, Streptophyta, Magnoliopsida, Rosales, Rosaceae. The record is from RefSeq and is a predicted model, not a curated record.
ACGUAAAACCAAUAAAACGUCAACCAAACGGUGCAUCGCUUUUGCUUUUUCCGUAGUUGAAGAAGAUCAUCGCACAAACGAAACGAGGGCCCGAUAGUGAGAAUAAUGGCAUUUCAGACCGGUCGAACCAGACCGCCGAACCGGAACGCACGCAACAACGAGGGGCGUCAGAAUUACGCCUUUGAUGCCGGGCUCUUAUCCGGCGCACGCCCAAACGUAGCCGAUCGCGAUGGUGAAGAUUCUGACUUGCAGUUCAGCUCUGACUCGGAGAGCUCCUCCGACUCGGAUGGCGAGUCGACGCGGUUGUCGGGACUCGCGGCGAGCUUCCGAGUGGUGUCCGAUUCGCUUCUGAGAAUGGAGCAAACAGAGCUGGAGAUGGCCAAGGCGAGGGAGGCUUUGCGGUUGAAAGCGGAGAAGCAGCGGGUUGAGCUGGAGGCCGAGUUGACUCAGAUGCUGUUGCAGACUCAGUUGCAGGUGGCGUCGUUGGUUUCGAGGCAGAGUCCGAGGCGUAAAAGGAAGCGAGUUGAAGAAGCAGAUGAGUCGCCGUCGCCGUCGUCAUCAAUCUCACAAAGGGAAGGAGCUUUGGUGUUGAGCCUUGUUCAAUGCAAUUUGCUAUUUUAGUAAUUUCACCGCUAAUAAUGGGGGUGGUUUGUUGAUCAGAAUUCAGAUGUCCCAUUGACUGGUUUGUUUAUUUCAUUUUAGCUCCAGCUCCAAGCCUCUAAAAUGGAGGCAGUGCUUCAUAUGCUUGUGCCUACCUGUAUUACAUUUCAA